Molecule: messenger RNA, 651 nt
Organism: Raphanus sativus (radish)
Lineage: Eukaryota; Viridiplantae; Streptophyta; Magnoliopsida; Brassicales; Brassicaceae
Exons: 3
Coding region: 1-651 (216 amino acids)
Source: RefSeq, a predicted model, not a curated record
AUGAAUCCCAGUGCCAUGAUUGACACGGUUGAAGGCGAGCUCGAGGUUACGCAACAAGUGGAGGCUUCCAUGUCGGAUUGCACUAAGCUUCCGACCAAACGCAAGGCCGAGACGUCUCUAGAGGCGGAUCCUGUCGAAGGCGAAGGAAGCCGACAAGAUGAGGAAAAAGACAGCGCAGAAAGCGACCAGGUUUGGGAUGUCGACAGUUUCGAUUCAGACUACGAGUCGCCUUCGGAGGAGGCUACGGACUCGGACGAAUUUGAGCUGCGUCGUUAUAUGCGCCAUCUCUACGAGAGCCGGGGUUUCUUGUUGGAUAAAGGGAUGGUUCCUAGGAAUCUGCUUCAAGGGUGGCGCUGUUUGAAUCUGGACGCCAUUUUUAAAAAGCCCAAUAUCACGGGGCGUGAGUACAUGGAGACUAUGGCUCAAGUGGCUAUUGACAAAUACAACCAAACAAAGAAUAAGACAGUGACGCUUGACCAUAUCGUGAGGGCCGUGAAAAGGAUGAGCCAUGGAGUCAAAGCUUAUAUUACUUUCAUGGCUAGGGAGACUCCUGAUGGAGAGCUUGUAGAGUAUCAAGCUAAGGCUGAGAUUAAGGUGUGGCAGACUAAGAUUCAUCCCAUCCUUUGCAGACCCACCUCCUCCUCAUCGUAA